Messenger RNA from Penicillium antarcticum, 213 nucleotides. RefSeq lists its product as uncharacterized. The record is from RefSeq and is a predicted model, not a curated record. The transcript has a single exon. NCBI's taxonomy places the organism in Eukaryota, Fungi, Ascomycota, Eurotiomycetes, Eurotiales, Aspergillaceae. Bases 1 to 213 code for a protein of 70 amino acids.
AUGACCCUGGAGCUGUCGUCUGAUUCUCCAAAACCAUCAUCUUCUGAUAUGGCCGCUACAGGAAUGAGCUUCGUGGAGGCCUCAAAGAAGUCCUUCAUGUCUUGGUCGCUUGCAACCCCAUCACAGGCACGAUUCCAUACCCGCUGGGGGAUGUUUUCGCAUGAAGUUUUCUGCUCCUUCGAUGGCUCCUGCUCUUUGAACGGUGUUCCAUGA